Messenger RNA from Aphanomyces astaci, 730 nucleotides. RefSeq lists its product as hypothetical. The transcript is spliced from 3 exons. Lineage: Eukaryota; Oomycota; Saprolegniomycetes; Saprolegniales; Verrucalvaceae. Gene Ontology annotation, biological process: cell redox homeostasis. The record is from RefSeq and is a predicted model, not a curated record. Gene Ontology annotation, cellular component: endoplasmic reticulum membrane. Gene Ontology annotation, molecular function: thioredoxin-disulfide reductase (NADPH) activity. Bases 77 to 475 code for a protein of 132 amino acids.
GCCAGCGACAACGACAACAACCCAUGUGCGUGUGGAGUACUGCUCCUCGUGAGGCUACGCCAACCGGUUCCAGGACAUGGCGAAGUCUUUGGAAACUAUCUUCCCCCAUCUCGCCGGUCGCAUCGAAGGCAAGAAAUACGCUCCCUCAGGAUGGAUCUCUUCCGUGGCGUCGUCGCUCAGCUUGUUGCGAUGGAUUGGGCUCGCCUUUGUCCUCUUUGGCGAGUUCUUCUUCGUGUCCCUGAGCAUUCCAAUGAACCCGUCGUUGGUUGACGCGAUGAAAGAGCACCGAUUCACUGCUACAAUGGUGUUGAUGGUGAUCGGAGUGGUGUCUCAAAACCUGUCGGCGUCGGGAGCCUUUGAAAUCUACCUCAACGACAAGCGCAUCUUCUCCAAGUUGGAAUCGCAUCGCGUUCCCACCACCGAGGAAGUCGCCGCAUUGCUCGCCGCCCAGGGAUUGAAGACGCGAGAAGGAUAAGCAUGCGAUUUCGACGGACAUUUCUCAUUGUCGUUGUCCCUUCCGCGUCGUGUGUGUCUACUGAAUGAAGUUGCAGCCAUGAACCAUACAAGCAUGGGUGGCUACGAUGGACCGAGCCUCGACACACGGCAGCAUCCUCCAGUGAAAAAACUCAUGUGCCUAUGAUGGGGGUAGUGCAAAUGAUGUUUUUCCGCGCUGUAGUAAAUAUGUUUGACACGAUGGAACGAUUAAUGAAAAGUCUGAUGUGACACCGCU